Theobroma umbraticum is the source of this 327-nucleotide messenger RNA. The record is from RefSeq and is a predicted model, not a curated record. Lineage: Eukaryota; Viridiplantae; Streptophyta; Magnoliopsida; Malvales; Malvaceae.
AUGGGAUAGGAUGCUCUUUUCCCUAAAUGAGCUUUUAUGCCCUGCAUUAUUGACAUUGACGAAGCUAAUCGUGGCCCUAUUUUAGAUUCUAAGACAAUAAAAGAAGAGAUAAGAGAGUAAUAAUUCAAGAUUUGAAAGGCUGGCAAGUCGAUACUAUGGUUUGUUGAUGUUAUAAAUCCAAAUGAGCUCUCUGCUAAAAUGCUAAAGAAGCAUAAAGGGAACCUAAAUGAGAUAUCACAAGACUUUGCAAUUGGCCUAAAAAAGAAGGUAUUAAACAAAGGAGUUCUUCUAAUUAAGGUAGAACUCUUUCUAGCCUUUUUGAAAUGA